AUGGCUACCAUUGAAGAAGAAUCCAUUAGUCUUGCACAAGUGUUUGAUAAAAAAUCCGGGUUCAAUUCAGAAACCGGAAUCUACCAUUCCCUCGUUCAUUUGAGUGAAGAUGACAGGAUCCCUACUCAGCCUAAUCUUGACACAGCCACAUAUGUGCUAUCGCAGUUCCCUCCUCUUGACCAAGCUGAAUCCCGAGCAGCACUCAUUGAUUCCACCACUCAUGAACGAGUUACCUACGCUCAACUUGAUCGGUCUAUUAGGGCGCUUGCUGCCGGAUUGUAUCAUGGACUCGGUGUGAAGAAAGGUGAUGUUGUGUUUGUCUUAUCGCCAAACUCGCUAUUGUACCCGACCAUAUGUCUCGCUGUACUCUCCAUUGGAGCAGUUCUGACCACAGCCAAUCCACUCAACACUGUAGCAGAAAUUGCCAAACAAGUACGGGAUUCCGGGGCAAAACUUGCUAUUGCUUCACCAGAAGAGAUGCACAAGUUAGUGCCCACCGGAGUGCCUACUCUUGUUACUUCCUACAGUAAAGAACAUGAUAAUGCACUUACCAUUCAAGAAUUGGUCGAGAAUUGUGAUCCUUUAUGCAUUCCAGUAGCUAAGCCGGUUCAGUCGGAUACAGCAGCAAUUCUCUACUCUUCAGGGACAACAGGAACUAGUAAAGGAGUAGUAUUGACACAUUCAAAUUUCAUAUCUAUUAUGAAACUACUCAAAUGGUCAGUGGACGUAUCAAAUGCUCAGAAUGAUGUUUUUCUGUGCUUCAUCCCCAUGUUCCACAUCUACGGUCUAGCAUUUUUUGCCCUUGGAAUGUUCUGUUCAGGCACAACAAUUGUUAUCAUGCAAAGAUUUGAUUUCCAAAACAUGCUCAAAGCUAUUCAGAACUACAAGAUCAACAACAUUCCAGCCGUUCCCCCAGUGAUACUCGGGCUGGUGAAGUAUCCCGGAGGGGCAUAUGACUUGUCCUCGUUACGCAGACUGGGCUCGGGGGCUGCUCCAUUGAGCAAAGAGGUGGCAGAUGGGUUCAGAGAGAAGUUUCCUUGGGUCGAGCUAAGACCAGGCUAUGGGCUGACAGAGAGCACUGGUGGAGCAACUUACUUUGUUUCCAACAACCAAGCGAAGGCUCGUUCAGCCUCGUCCGGGAGAUUGGUUCCAUGUUUCAGUGCCAAGGUGGUGGAUGUUGAGACGGGAUUGACUUUGCCGCCAUAUAAGCAAGGAGAACUCUGGCUGAAAAGCCCUACCAUAAUGAAAGAAUACCUGGGAAAUGAGGAAGCAACUGCUGCUACGUUCUACUCGGACGGAUGGCUCAAAACUGGUGAUCUUUGUUAUAUUGAUGGAGAUGGGUACCUGUACAUAGUCGAUAGAAUAAAGGAGUUGAUCAAGCAUAAAGGUUACCAGGUGGCUCCAGCAGAGCUGGAAGCAAUAUUAUUAAGUCAUCCCCUUAUACUCGACGCAGCAGUUAUACCGGUUGAAGAUGAAGAAACAGGACAAAUACCCAUGGCAUAUGUGGUGAAAGCUUCUGGUUCUGACCUAACUGAAGAUCAGGUUAUCCAAUUUGUUGCCGAGCAGGUAGCCUCGUACAAGAAAAUUAGGAGGGUGAGAUUUAUCAGUGCCAUACCAAGGUCUGCUGCAGGUAAAAUUCUGCGGAGGGAACUGUUACAAAGCAACCAAGGAGUGCUCUCUAAAUUAUGA
This is a messenger RNA of Fraxinus pennsylvanica, 1689 nucleotides long. The record is from the annotation of a GenBank genome assembly. Lineage: Eukaryota; Viridiplantae; Streptophyta; Magnoliopsida; Lamiales; Oleaceae.